AUGUCUUGUUGUUUGAAGCAUCAGUACCGUUCGUCGAUUCCAAGACAAAUGGAUCAUUCCGUGGAAAAAAUACUUAGUGAGCAAUUAUUAAAAGUAGCAACAAUAGCUGAGGAAGAAGUUGAUCGUCAAAUAGAAAAAUAUGAUAAUUUGGAUGAAAAUGAUUUGGAAGUUAUACGACGGAAACGUCUGCAGGAAUUGAAAAAGAAGCAAUUGCAAAAAAAGGAAUGGUUUCAAAAUGGUCACGGCGUAUAUGAGGAAAUUCCGGAUGAACGAAGUUUUUUCGACGCUACAAAAAAAUCUGCUAAAGUCGUGUGUCAUUUUUAUUUACCUACUACUGAACGGUGUAAAAUUAUUGAUAAGCAUCUGAGAAAAAUUGCUCCGAAAUAUCUGGAAACUCGAUUCAUUCAUGCCAAUGCCGAAAAGUUCCCAUUUCUUACUACACGACUCAAGAUCCGCGUUAUUCCAACAAUAGUUGUAAUAAUUGAUGCAAAGACUGUUGAUUACAUACGGGGAUUUGAUGAUUUGGGUGGGAAUGAUGAAUUCAGGACCGAAACGCUUGAAUGGAGACUUUCGUGGUCCAAAGUGCUGGAAUACAACGGGCCUUCCUACUUACGUGGUUCUGGUAAGAGUGUUACAAAGUUGACCAAAUUAGUUAAGAAAAGAGUGCAAGGAAAUGAGGAUGAUGGUGACAAUUUGUAG
Messenger RNA from Cercopithifilaria johnstoni, 699 nucleotides. Lineage: Eukaryota; Metazoa; Nematoda; Chromadorea; Rhabditida; Onchocercidae. The record is from the annotation of a GenBank genome assembly.